Drosophila eugracilis is the source of this 3303-nucleotide messenger RNA. It is a transcript of the gene dar1, whose product is annotated as dendritic arbor reduction protein 1. NCBI's taxonomy places the organism in Eukaryota, Metazoa, Arthropoda, Insecta, Diptera, Drosophilidae. The record is from RefSeq and is a predicted model, not a curated record. Gene Ontology annotation, molecular function: DNA-binding transcription factor activity, RNA polymerase II-specific; RNA polymerase II cis-regulatory region sequence-specific DNA binding. The coding region runs from base 758 to 3061 and encodes 767 amino acids. Gene Ontology annotation, biological process: regulation of transcription by RNA polymerase II. The transcript is spliced from 6 exons.
GCGCAGUAACAACUUCGCCGACGAGCGCGUGAAAUACUUGAAUUCUCCUUUUUGAUUAAAAACAAAUUAAAAUCAAUCUGAAAUCACACAAGUGCCUUAAUCUAUAGAGUAUUUAGCAACGAAUUUACUGCCCAUAAGUACACCACAUCCACAGGAACAAAAGAUACAGAUACGAAUUGUAUAACCAAGCCGAAGCUCAUCGAAUGCGGAAGUGAGCGAAAGCCGGCGGCUUUUUUUAAUAAUUUUUGCAAUUAACGCAAAGGAUAAAAAAAGAUAUAAAGAUAAAGUGCAAACAAAACAAAGGGAAACAAAGAGUGAGAGAAAGUGAUCGAGUGCCUUCAUUUGCAUAUCCUUGCAAAUCGAAAUCAAUUUAAUAACAAAAAGCAAUUGAAUAAUAAGAAAACGUGCCGCAAUGUCUGUUGUUCGCAGUGCCAUGUCAAGCAGAAGUAUUCAAUAAUCAUAAUCCCGAAACCCAAAACCAGAUUCCGAUUUUGAAUCUGAAUCUGAAUUUGAAUCUGAAUCUGAAUCUUUAAAAUUGAUUAAUCACUGUGCCUUGAACUGAUCGUGACUCGUGAGUCAGAGCAGCGCCAUUUAAUUGUCCGCAAAUAUAAGUACGGAGCCCAGUUGCAAAUUGUCGGGUUAAAUAUUGGUAGAAUAUCGGUAGAAUCGGUGGAAUCCCCCCUCCUCUCCCCCGCCAGGCAUCGUUCCCCUGGCCAGCAGCAGUCGAGUGAAGCUUCAUGCGAAAAACGCCGCUUAAAUGCAUACGGAUAUCAUAAUUGGUGAUCAAUUUGCCGCCAACAAUAACUACUGGGUGAUGCAGUCCCCGGAACUGGACUAUCGGCACGAGCUGAUGGGACGUUUACAUAAAAUCGAGCCCGCCGAUGUUGAGCUUGAGGUUCUGGCAGCCGCCGCAGCAGCAGCCAACAACAACAACAGUAGCAGCAGCAACAACAAUAACCACAGCAGCAACAGCAGCAGCAACAACAGCAACGGCAGCCAAACACCCACCAGCAACAACAGCUUGGCAGCCGGAGGCCAUCAGCAACAUCAGUUCCACCACCACCUGCACCACCAUCACUCCCAUCAGCACCACCACCAGCACCAUCAUCUGCACCAGCACCAUUCGCACAGCCUGCAAAGUGGCGAAAGUGGUGCAUCGGAGGCGUGGCCCCACCUCACCGCCCCCUCGUACGCCAGCGAUGUUGCACACGCGCAGCAGCAGCAGCAGCAUCAACAGUCGCAGCAGCAGCAACUGCAGCCCGCCGGAUCUCCGAAUUCCAACUCAAAUGGGGCCUACGGCUGUGCACCGCUCUACGACGGAGCGCCCUACGAGGUGGCACUCGGCUAUGGCGGUGCGGUGGUUGCGUCAACGGGUGGUGCGACUUCCAGCGACAAGGAGUAUCUAUAUGAAACCAAAAACAAAGAGGCUCUGUACGCCGAUCCCCUGGACGAUCCCUACCAGCGCCCCGUGCUCUGGGACGAUAUUACUACCUCAAUCCAAAAUAUCGAUCCGGAGAAUGCGCUCAUGCUGAGCAGCAGCGGUAGCAGCGGCAACAACAAUGGCAGUAGCAACAGUGGCAAUAGCAGUGGCAACGGCGGCGAACCUGCAACAUCGCAACUGCCACAGGUCAAGAUGGAGGCGAUCGAUGAGAGCCUGCUAGAGACUUUCUCGACCCCAUUGCUCAGUCCCCUGGAGAUAAAGACCGAGAAGCAGCAGCGACAACAGCAGCACCACCAGCAUCAGCAACAGCAGCAGCAGCAACAGCAACACCAGCAGCAACAUCAGCAGCAAUACCAGCAGCAACACUAUCAGCAACAUUAUCAACAGCAGCACUUGUACCAGCAUCAUCCCAGCCUGGCGCUGCCUGGCUUGCCACCCGCUGUCGAGGUGGUGGAGUUGCAACUGCAACAGCAACAGCAGCAGCAGCAGCAACAACAGCAGCAGCAUCUGCAACACAGCAGCAGCAGUAGCAGCCCCAAGCUGGCGACCCCCGGCGACAGCAGCAGCAACACCUCCUCCUAUCAGCAACAGUACGCAUCUCAAUUGGUCGCCGGAUCGGGCGGCGGCUAUCUCAACGGUAGCAGCAGCAACUCCUACGGCUACAGCUGGCACAGCAGUCAGACCUUCCACACCAAAUACCAAAUACACCCGCCAUCAGUCGCUGCCUCAGCCACCGCCUCUGUCACUGCCACGCCCACAGCUCAACUAGGUGCUCAACAGCAACAACAACAGCAGCAGCAGCAACAACAACUGCAGCAGCUGUGUCCUCCCGCGGCGCCCAGCACCCCCUCCGCCUCCUCCUCGUCCAUCUCCUCUUCCUCCGCCUCCUCCGCCAGUCGCCAUAUGUUCGUGCCACCUUUGACCCCACCAAGCUCGGAUCCCGGAAGUCCUGGCAGCUCGAUGGUGGCAGCAGCAGCCGCUGCCGCCGCCCAACGACGCACCACCCCACCACCUCCGUAUCAGCAAGGUCACGUGAUGGGCUUACUCAACCCACCGCCUACGCUUCAACUUUUGGGUGGAGCAGUGACAGGCAGCAGCAGCAGUUGCACCACCACUCUGACCACCCUAACGCCCGCCAGUGCCAUUCAGCAGCAACAGCAACAACAACCACAGCAGCAGCAGCAGGUGCAACAGCAACAGCCACCGCCUACCCCCCGCUCUUCGGGGGGCGGGAGGCGUGGCCGGCAUUCGCACCACCAACCAGGAACGGCAGCCCACAUCGCCAGUUUGAUGAGCGUGCGAACGGUGCGGUACAAUCGCCGGAAUAAUCCCGAGUUGGAGAAGCGACGCAUCCACCACUGUGAUUUUGUGGGUUGUUCCAAAGUCUACACGAAGAGCUCCCAUCUGAAGGCCCAUCAAAGGAUACACACUGGUGAGAAGCCAUACACCUGCCAGUGGCCGGAGUGCGAGUGGAGAUUCGCCAGGUCGGAUGAGCUGACCAGACAUUACCGGAAACACACGGGAGCCAAGCCCUUCAAAUGCAUCGUCUGCGAAAGGAGCUUCGCGAGAAGCGACCACCUGGCGCUCCACAUGAAGCGCCAUUUGCCGAAGAACAAAUGAGCAAGGCCCAGGGUCAUCAUGAACCCAGCAUCAAAAUAAAAAAAUAAGAAACAAAAACAAAAACUAUACCACAAUCCAAAGGACUUUAGCGUAGAUAAAAUGAAUUCGUUUAGUUAAAAAGGUUAACUACUACAUGGUACACACACUCUACUCUAGGAACAGCUAACCAAUUGGGAGUGGGCAUGCCACUCACUUAACUCAAAGUAGGCGAAGUAGGCUAAGUAAAUGAAAUUACCACCUGC